Danaus chrysippus (African queen) is the source of this 384-nucleotide messenger RNA. The record is from the annotation of a GenBank genome assembly. NCBI's taxonomy places the organism in Eukaryota, Metazoa, Arthropoda, Insecta, Lepidoptera, Nymphalidae.
AUGAAAACCAUUAACGAAGAAGAUGUCAACCAAAAAACCAACGUAUUCAAAGCCAUUACAGAGACAAUUGUUGCCCUGAUGAACCAACUGCUAACCAUGACCCAAAACGUUAACCGAUUUAAUCUCAAAAAUGCCCUUACAUUCACAGCACUAAAAAUAGGUGUAUGGAAUGCUAAUGGGUUGUCAAAUCACUCGGAAGAGUUAAAAAUAUUUAUUAAAAUUCAUCACAUGGAUGUCUUACUAAUCUCGGAAACUCACUUCACAUCUAAAAGCUACUUCAGGAUACCUGGAUACAAUAUGCAUCACACUAACCACCCAGACAAUAAAGCACGAGGAGGUUCUGCUAUGCUUAUCAGGUCUGACAUCAAGCAUCAUGUACUAUAA